AUGAUUAUUUAUUUUUCUAAUAAAUUAUGCUAAAGAUAUAGAAAUAUAGAUUAAUAUUAUCAUUAUUUAUAUAAAAAUUUAUUGAAUACAAAAUAAAUGAUGUCAAAUCUUCAUAUUUAAAAUGGACAAACAAUAUAAGAAGAUAACGAAUUAAAUUUCGAAAGAUUAAAGAACCCAAAACAAAAGCAACUAAGAAACUAUUUAGGCAAAGAGGAUGCAAGAGGUGAUGACUAAAGAUAAAAGAUUGUAAAGCCAAUUGAAAAGCUCAUAGAUAAGGUUAAAAGAUCAAAAAAUAAAUCUGAAGCGAGCACAGAGACACAAAUCGAUGUUACUUAGCCGAGAGGACGAAAAUAAUCAAAUUCACAAAUUAUUAGUGAGAUUGUUGAAUAAGAAGAAGAGCAUAAAAAAGAAUCAAAAAAAGGAUUUUUCAAUGUAGCAUCUUAGGAAACACAUUUCAUUAAAGAUCGCCAUUUAUUUUUUUAAUCAUUGACCAAGUCUACUAGCACUUUUUUAUCCUUACUUAAAAAUAGCGGAUCAAAGUCGAAGACAUAACAAUUUAUCGAAAGGACUGUUUUAUUAUAAAAGGUAGUACCAAAAUAAAUGUGCUCACUUUGCCAUGCAGAAGAUUUUGUCAAAAUUUAACUUUUAGGUAAAGGCGCGUGUGGCAUAGUUGAAAAAUAACUUUUUAAGCCUUUAGAGUAAGAAGUAGCUAUGAAGAAGUAUUUAAUGGAAGAAAAUUUAGAUGAAUUUGAUUCAGAAGUUUUUAUAAUGAAAUCAAAGUAAUCUGAGUUUAUACCUAAGCUCAUUUUCUAUUAAAGAGAAAGCUAAUAAAUUUAUAUGGAGUUAGGGAUGAUAACAUUAGAGACUUACGAUUUAUACUUAAGGCGUAAUCAUUUAGAUAUAUCAGAAAAAUUUGCAGUUUGGAUACUAAAAUAGCUGCUAAUUAUCAAUAAGUACAUGUUUAAUGAAGGGUUCCAUCACAGUGAUAUUAAACCAGGUAAUAUAAUCAUUACGUUUAAUGAAUUACAGAAUAUGAAGAUAAAAUUAAUUGAUUUUGGAGCAUCUUCUAUUUUUCCUGAAGAUUAUUGGAUAUAAUAUACUCCUCUUUUUUAGUGCCCUGAUCUCUUUAAAAAGGUUGAAUAAUCUUAGCAUUUAAAUCGCCAAGAAAUAUUAUUUGCUGAGUUUUUUGCAAGUUGCAGAUCAGUUCAAUUGCUUACAUUAGCCAAUCAUCCAAAGAGAAAGUAAUUAUUUUUAUUGGAGUCUAUUGACGAGUAUUUAUCAGACUAAGUGAUAGGGGAAAAGUAUAAUUAUUUAAGAGUAAUAUUGCAAUACAUGUUCAAAUUAAAAAGUCUUAAGUCUAUGGAUGAAAAAGAUUUUACUUUUCUAAAUCUUUUACUCAAUAUCGGUGUGAAUACUAACGAUUAUGUGCGAGAUAUAGAAAAUGCCUACUAGUACAUAGAAUCUACUACAAAUUAAUGA
Molecule: messenger RNA, 1479 nt
Organism: Tetrahymena thermophila SB210
Lineage: Eukaryota; Ciliophora; Oligohymenophorea; Hymenostomatida; Tetrahymenidae
Product: kinase domain protein
Exons: 1
Biological process (GO): mitotic DNA damage checkpoint signaling; protein phosphorylation
Cellular component (GO): cytoplasm; nucleus
Molecular function (GO): protein serine/threonine kinase activity; ATP binding
Source: RefSeq, a predicted model, not a curated record